AUGCCUCGUAUAAGAGCCCCUUCAAAUCUCCCAGAACUAGUCAAGUCGACUUUUACCAAGGCCAGGUCAGAGGGCGAUUUGCACUAUUUCCCCACUCAGGUUACGGUUCUCAAUGUCGACUCUAUCCCAUUCCAACUACGAUUCUCUCCAUCCCUAGCCAACAAGCCCAAACCACCACCCAAAGACAUCUCCAAGCCCCAAAAGCCCUUUGAUCCCUUCGAGAAUCCCCUUCCCGCUCUGAAAGUCACAGACCUCGGUCCCUCUCACUACUGCGUCCUGAACAAGUUCGCCGUUGUUCCUGAGCACUUCAUCCUCGCUACCAAAGAAUUCAAGCCUCAGACUCAUGUCCUCGAAGAAUCUGAUCUAGAAGCCACGUUGGCUUGUAUCGAGGCAUAUGAAGCUGCAAGACGCACUGAAGCUGAGCAGGGUCAUCGAGAUGGAACCUUGGGCGGCGGAGAUGGUUUAUAUGCUUUUUUCAACUGCGGUGAUCACUCUGGUGCUAGUCAACCUCAUCGACAUAUCCAGUUGCUCCCUAUUGCAAGGAUGAAGGAUGGCUUUGAAGUCGAUACACCCUGGACUGUUCUUGCUGACCAACUCAAGAUGAAAGUUGCGCCUUUCGCUACAUUCGCUGAAGAAAUCAACCUAGACAUGUCUGGCACCGAUCUCCACGCCAUCUACCUCCGACUAUACCGCAAGGCCUGCCGUGCUGUGGCAUACUACACCAAAGACCCCAUGCACGCGGACGAAGCACCCAGCGACGGUCCCACGCGGAUAAGCUACAACAUGGCCAUGACGAAGAGCACGCUCGUAGUCUGCCCUCGUCUAGCGGAAGGUGUCAAGCUACAGAGCCAAGAUGGCGAUGUCCUGGGAACUCUGGCCUUCAAUGGUACCCUGCUCGCUGGUACGGCUUUGGUCAAGAACGAGUUGGAGUGGGAGGCAUUGAAGCAGGAUCCUGAGGCGCUGCAUAAUGUACUUCGAGAUAUUGGUGUACCGACGACGUUUGAUAAUGGAGAGACUCUUCGUCUUUGA
Fusarium coffeatum is the source of this 1029-nucleotide messenger RNA. RefSeq lists its product as uncharacterized. The record is from RefSeq and is a predicted model, not a curated record. NCBI's taxonomy places the organism in Eukaryota, Fungi, Ascomycota, Sordariomycetes, Hypocreales, Nectriaceae. The transcript is spliced from 2 exons. Gene Ontology annotation, biological process: nucleotide metabolic process. The coding region runs from base 1 to 1029 and encodes 342 amino acids. Gene Ontology annotation, molecular function: ATP:ADP adenylyltransferase activity; ATP binding.